UGUGUGCUCUCCUAGUUUACAAAGUGACAGUUUCAUGACAGCCCAUGGCAUGAGACAGCGCUGUAUGGGCUGCUGAUUGCCCUUUGCUGGCAGCCACUGAACUGGACUAUCAUGGCUUCCCUAUCCAGCGCAGAGAGGAGAGCAUUCGCUUUGAAACUCAACAGGCAUUCUUCAGCAGAAAUCAGGAAACAUGUCUCGCUUCAGUAUGGUACAGAUUAUUUACCUCUUCGCAACCUCAACUCAACACCAUCCUCCCUACAGCUAUCAAACCACAAUCAGAAUUUCCUGUAGCCGCCAUUUUGAAAGGUGCCUGUUACGGCUCUAUACUCCCCGCAAGCUGCAUUUCAGGAAGCCUCCAUUUUAUGACAUUGUUGAUCCAAUAGACUUUGAAGCUUUCCUAAUGACAAACUCCAUCAACUAUGAAUCUGAACUUCUUCACGAUUUUGGUGACUUUCCUGAAGAUGAUUUGGAACUUACCUACAAAGGCAAAGAGUGUCGGACAGUACUACCUUCCUUACCAGAGGAUGGGGCUGAACUUGAUCUACACAUCAAAGAUUGUGUUCGGACAUACUUACGCGACUGGUUAAUAGUUAAUCGAAAAAACCAAGAAAACCCUGGAACCAGCAUUUUUACCAGAGGUGGGUCUAGGAAGGAUUUCCAGAAGACACUUCAGAAGCAGUCGUUUGAAUCAGAUGAAGCUAUAUCUCCAGCUAAUGAUCAAGCUGAUGCACGCCCCAUGACAGUAAUUAAUGAUGAGUCUGGACGAGCCACAUUAACCACCUGCGAUUUUGAUUUGCGUGGAUUAAAUCCAGAAACUCGUGUGAAGAACCUGCUCCAGAUUACUAAUGUGGAGGAUUUGGAGAGACAAAAUGAAGAAGCUCGCAAAGCGAACAGACAAGCUGAACUUUUUGCCUUGAGUCCACCAAUAGAUGAGGAGGACACUGUGGAGAUCCGACCUGUGCCUGAGUGCCCAAAGGAACAUACAGGAUACAGGAUAAUGGUCAAGUUUCAUAGUCUGAAGUUUGACAUUGAUAUUGAGCCUCUCUUUGCAACUAUUGCGCUCUAUGAUUUUAAAGAGAAAAAGAAGAUCUCUGAAAAUUUUCAUUGUGAUCUGAAUUCUGAAGUAUUUAAGGUUUUCCUACGGAAUCACACAUCCAGCAUUGACCCAUCCAGUCAAGCUAAAGCAGCUCUGUUCUCAAUUACAUAUCCUUCUCAAGAUAUCUUCUUAGUUGUAAAGAUUGAAAAGGUUCUUCAGCAAGGUGAAAUCUCAGACUGUGCUGAACCAUAUAUGACUUUAAAAGAGAAUGAAGGUGGGAAGACCAAAGAAAAAAUAGAAAAGCUAAAAUCUCAAGCUGAAAACUUCUGUCAACGAAUGGGAAAAUACCGAAUGCCAUUUGCCUGGGUGCCAAUUAGUCUGCUAAGCUGCAUCAACGUUAUGACUUUGGAAAAAGAAGCCCCAGAUUUCGAGAACUCCAAUGGUGAUAGAAGAUCCUCAUUGACCCCGGGGAGGAGAUUCUCUGAUAGAAGCAAUUCAGUGGACGAUGGUUCCCCCUUGCCCUUUAAAGCAACAACACUUACAGUUAACACUUUCUUUAAACAGGAAGGAGACCGUCUCAGUGAUGAAGACUUAUUCAAACACUUAGCAGAUUAUAAGAGAUCAGCUUUGCAAAGACGCGUUAAAUCAAUGUCAGGUGUGCUGAAGCUGGAAAUUUCCCCAGUAAGUGAUGGACUCAGUGGAUGCCUUACUCCUGAGCUACUUCCAAUAAAACCCUUUCCUGAAGGUCGAACUCGCCCCAUCAAGGAGAUCCUGGAAUUUCCUAUAAAAGAAGUGUAUGUUCCGCAUACUACAUACAGGAACAUUCUGUAUGUCUACCCACAAAGAGUGAAUUUCGCCAACAAACUUUCAUCAGCAAGAAAUAUUAGUAUCAAAAUUCAGUUUAUGAGUGGGGAAGAUCCCAAGAGUUCAAUGCCGGUGAUCUUUGGGAAAUCUAAUGGCCCUGAGUUCCUAGAAGAAGUUUGUACAACUGUAACAUACCACAACAAAGCACCUGAUUUCUAUGAAGAAGUGAAAAUCAAACUUCCUGCUCAUCUCACAAAGAAACACCACCUGCUGUUUACAUUUUACCACAUAAGUUGUCAGCCAAAACAAGGUGCCACCGUGGAAACCGUUCUGGGAUAUUCGUGGCUGCCGCUCUUGGCUCACGAUCGACUUCAAACAGGACAUUAUUGCCUUCCCGUGGCAAUUGACAAGCUACCUGCAAACUACUCCAUGCAUUCUCCGGAGAAAAUGCCAGCACAAAUCCCUCCUAUGAAAUGGAUUGAAGGACACAAAGGUGUAUUUAAUUUAGGAUUACAGGCCAUUUCAUCUGUUCACACCCAGGACAAUCACCUGGACAGGUUCUUUACUCUCUGCCAUGCUUUGGAAGGACCGGUGACAUUUCCUAUCCGGGUUCUAGAGCAGAAGAUCACAGAAGCCUCUCUAGAGCAUGAAUUGAAGCUCAGCAUUGUCUGCUUAAACUCUUCUAGACUGGAGCCAUUAGUCCUGUUCCUUCAUCUUGUAUUGGAUAAACUUUUUCAUCUCACAGUGCAGCCCAUGGUAAUUGGAGGGCAAACGGCUAACUUUUCCCAGGAUGCUUUUGAAUGUGUGGUAUCAAUAGUAAACAGUCUACACAACAGUAAAGACCUAAACAAGGAUCAGCAUGGAAGGAAUUGCUUAUUGGCUUCCUAUGUUCACUUUGUCUUCCGUCUGCCUGAGAUUCACAAGGAUUUGCUCAUAGCAGGAGGAAUUGUGUCUGAGUCACGUUAUUACACUGUUGGGCGUACAUCAGCUGCUGCUGUGGGCUCUAAACUAAUACAGUCCAGAGCAAUGAGCUCCAGUAACCCUGACAUCCCUGGGAUGCAAAAUGCAGCGGAUGAAGAGGUCAAGAAUAUAAUGUCCAAUAAGGUGACUGGACGCAAUAAUCGCAUAUCUUUUUUUAUUGAUGGUGGUAAUGACGCACAGUCUGCUGCUACCAACACAAGACCAUCUAAUAAAAAGCAAUUUCAUGAAGAACUGGCGCUCCAAAUGGUGGUCAGCACUGGUAUGGUUAGAGAAAGUGUCUUCAAAUACGCAUGGUUCUUCUUUGAGCUUUUGGUAAAAAGCAUGACCCAGUACAUCCACAAUGUGGACAGACCAGAUGUGCCCAGAAGAAAUCGCUUCUCAGACCGUUUUAAAGAUGAUAUAAAUACUAUAGUUACUGUGGUUACUUCUGAAAUUGGAGCACUUCUUAACAAACCACAAAAGGAGGCCGAACAAGCAGAGCGAAUCAACAUAAGUCUGGCAUUUUUCUUAUAUGACUUAAUAUCCCUGAUGGAUCGAGGCUUUGUGUUUAAUCUCAUCAAGCUUUACUGCAAUCAGUUAACAACCAAACUGAAUUCUUUCCCAACCUUGAUUUCUAUGAGACUUGAAUUCCUGAGGAUUCUGUGCAGCCAUGAACAUUAUCUCAACCUUAAUCUGUUCUUCAUGGCAUCUUCUUCAUCACCAGCUUCCCCCUGCCCCUCUAUUUCCUCGGAGAACUCUAGUUCCUGCUCCAGUUUUCAGGAUCAAAGAAUCGCCAGCAUGUUUGAACUCUCAACAGAUUAUCGGCAGAAGCAUUUCCUCACCGGGCUCCUCUUUACUGAGUUGGAUGCAGCUCUGGAUUCUGAAGCUGAAGGAAUAAAUAAGGUGCAGCGAAAAGCCAUCAAUUCCAUACACAACUUGCUGCGUUCACAUGACUUGGACCCACGCUGCCAGAAAAUUGAAGUCAAAAACAAAAUUGCUGCACUCUACCUGCCACUGGUCAACACCAUUUUGGAUGCACUGCCCCAGCUUCAUGACUUCACAGUUUUAGACACACGAAAUGGAAAGGCUCGUAACACAGAUGAUGAACAAGAAACUCCAAGUCCAAUCAAUCCUAGUGUUGCAAUGGCUGUGGCAGGAAAUUUCCACAUAAAACCUUCAUCAAUGGCUCUUACUUCUGUGCCCCUUAAAAUGUACACCACUUUGAGUUCUGAAUCUACAAGAAAUCUCUUAACUUGUUUCCUGUGGAUCAUGAAAAAUGCAGAGCAAAGUAUGAUCCAGAAAUGGCUUGCCUAUCUCCCAACUUUACAGCUGCACAGGGUUCUGGACUUACUCUACAUGUGUGUCUCCUGUUUUGAAUACAAAGGAAAGCAGUCAACUGACAGAGUGAGCACACUGGUACUUCAAAAGUCAAAAGAUGUGAAAGCUCGCUUGGAGGAAGCACUGCUAAGGGGUGAAGGAGCCAGGGGGGAAAUGAUGAGACGCUGGAAAACAGCUGGAAAUGACAGGUUUGCUGGACUGAAUGAGAAUUUGAGGUGGCGGAAGGAACAGACACAGUGGCGUCAAGCUAAUGAAAGGCUUAAUAUGACAAAGGCUGAAAUUGACCAAGAAGCCAUCAUGAGUGGGAACCUAGCGACUGAAGCCAAUUUGAUCAUCCUGGAUGUUCUGGAAAUUUUUAUACAGGCAAACCUAUCAGUGGAGUGUAAGGAUAGUCUUCUUGGAGGUGUACUAAAAGUUGUUGUGCACUCUUUGAGUACCAACCAGAGCAAUAUCUAUCUGUCUCACUGUUUUUCCACCAUCCGUCUUGUCAUUAUCAAGUUUGGUGACAUCCUGUUUGAGGAAGAAGUGGAGCAGUGUUCCGAUCUCUGCCAGAAGGUCCUACAUCAUUGCAGCAGUGCUAUGGAAAGCACCCGCAUCCAGGCUUGUGCAACAUUAUACCUGAUCAUGAGAUACAGCUUUAGCAGCACAAGUAACUUUGCCAGAGUGAAGAUGCAAGUGACCAUGUCGUUGGCAUCAUUGGUUGGCAAAUCUCAGGACUUUAAUGAAGAGUACUUGCGAAAAUCAUUGAGGACCAUUCUGGCUUAUGCAGAGGAAGAUGAAGAAAUGCAACCUACUCUCUUUCCAGCCCAGGUAGAUGAACUUCUGAGUAAUCUCAACAGUAUACUGUCAGACACGGUAAAAAUGCGGGCAUUCCAAGAGGAUCCAGAAAUGCUUAUGGACCUAAUGUACAGGAUUGCCAAGGGUUACCAAACAUCCCCAGACCUGAGACUGACAUGGCUGCAGAAUAUGGCAGAGAAGCAUGCAAAGAGGAAGUGUUACACAGAGGCAGCUAUGUGCCUCGUACAUGCAGCGGCUCUGGUAGCAGAAUACCUGAGCAUAUUGGAGGACUGCAGCUACCUUCCGGUAGGCAGUGUAAGCUUUCAGAACAUAUCCUCAAAUAUCAUAGAAGAGUCAGCUGUGUCUGAUGACAUUCUAACUCCAGAUGAAGAUGGCGUAUGUUCUGGAAGGUACUUCUCUGAAAAUGGAUUGGUUGGACUUUUGGAACAGGCUGCAGAGCUCUUUAGCACAGCAGGAUUCUAUGAAACCGUGAAUGAAGUCUAUAAAAUUGUCAUCCCUGUUCAUGAGGCCCAUCGGGACUACCGCAAGCUCACAUCAACUCAUGAAAAAUUACAAAAGGCUUUCAGCAACAUAAUAAUUAAGGGACACAAGCGAAUGUUUGGCACAUAUUUCCGUGUAGGUUUUUAUGGUGCCAAGUUUGGAGAUCUGGAUGAACAAGAGUACAUUUAUAAGGAGCCAGCAAUAACCAAACUUCCUGAGAUUUCCCACAGACUGGAGGGAUUUUAUGGUCAGUGUUUUGGAGAGGAUGCGGUAGUGGUUAUUAAAGACUCCAUUCCUGUGGACAAGUCAAAGCUGGAUCCUGCCAAGGCUUACAUACAGAUUACAUUUGUGGAGCCAUACUUCGAGGAUUAUGAAAUGAAAUACAGAAUUAACUACUUUGAGAAAAGCUACAACCUACGCCGCUUCAUGUACACCACUCCUUUCACACAAGAUGGGCGACCCAGGGGAGAACUCAAUGAACAGUACAAGAGGAAAACUAUCCUGACAACAAUGCAUGCCUUUCCCUACAUCAAAACUCGAAUUAAUGUUAUUCAGAAAGAGGAGUUCACACUUACACCCAUUGAAGUUGCCAUAGAAGACAUGCAGAAGAAGACCCAGGAAUUAGCCCUUGCCACCAAUCAGGAUCCACCAGAUGCUAAGAUGCUUCAGAUGGUUCUCCAAGGAUCAGUAGGAGCAACAGUAAAUCAGGGACCACUAGAGGUAGCCCAAGUGUUUCUAGCUGAAAUUCCGGCUGAUCCAAAGCUGUAUCGACAUCACAACAAGUUGAGACUGUGCUUCAAAGAGUUUAUAAUGAGGUGUGGUGAGGCAGUAGAGAGAAACAAGACACUUAUUACAUCUGAUCAGAGAGAAUAUCAUCAAGAGCUGAAGAAGAAUUAUAACAAGCUGAAAGAGAAUCUGCGGCCAAUGAUUGAACGCAAAAUCCCUGAGCUGUACAAGACUGUUAUUAAGACCCGCAAUGAAGCAAGGGGUUUGUCGCAUCGGUCCAGCUUCAGAAAAUACGACUCACAGAUUUCUACGGGCAGUUCAUAAGUUCCUGGAAGCAGUCAAGCAGAAUGUUGGAUGGAUCAUGAAAAAAUGCUCAUCUUCACAAUCAUAACAUAACCCUAUUGGAAAAACUACACUCAUAAACCAGAGCAGGCGUGUGAGAAGAAAAAAUUGUUAUGAGCACGUGUAAAUAUAUCUUGAUGGAAUUUUUAAAAAUCUUAACAUUUAACGUAGUUAACUGUUAAUGUCUAGCUUGUAAGCAAAGAGCAAAAGAACUGUGACAACAGAUUUAUGAAUACAAAAUACUGUUUAUAAUUUAAAAUUAACAUAUUAGCCAAUCAACACACAAACAAUAGACAGGCAUAUCAUGAAUAACAACUCUUUAGGUGCCAAUAAGAUUGCCACAAGACUGUUACUAUGGGUUAGUUGUGGUAAUUGGAAUUAAUCAGGAAAAUGUUACCUUAUUUUCCAAGCCUGUUUAUUUCACCUAAAUCAGAUAUUUAUUUCAGUUUGGCUGUUUUGGAAUUAAAUGUUUAAUCGCCGGUCAGUUUUUAACAGAUUAAUGAAUGGUCCCAAAUACUCCAUAUACUGUAUGCAUGUAGAUAGAAUACCAGUGUCCGCACUCCCAUGGUUAUUCAACCAGGAAAUGUGAAGAGGUGACAAAGAAAUUAGACAUUUUAGAAAACUUUAAAGGUAAAGGGAGACUCUAAAAGGCAGUGUUUACAUUGUUGCCUAAUGCCACCUCUAGUGGCUAUCCCCCAGACAGCCACUAGAGGAACUUCCUGGGUUCAGUCUUACAAGGUUUGUAGGACUGACGUUCUGCUAUGGAGAGGCCAAACCUUCCAAAUGAGAUGCAUCCAGUCAGUGCAUCUCUGAGGAGAUGCGGAUUGGCAAAGUGCAGCAAUUGCGCCACAUGUGCACUAGCCCUCCUCUCCUCCUCUCUCCCUCCCCCUAUGCUUCCCUAUGGAAACACAUUGAAUUGGCUGAGAUCAUCAGCAUUGGUGACCUCAGCUAGAAGAGGAGUAGCAGCCGCAAAAUAUAGUAAGUAAAACUUAAGUUUCUUGGGGGCCCAAUAAUAUCAAUGGCUAGUAUAACACUCUAGCGGGAAUACGUGUCCCUUUAAAGAGGAGUAUUAUACCAUGUAAAUAAUGCCUUUAAAAAAAAUUAUACUUGUUAUUAUAUGCUAUAAGUAUAAAUUAUGCUUGUUUGACAGUGUUCCUCUUUAAUUAUUCUAUUAAUAUUCAUAGAAGGCAGAACUAUUUUAAGUGGAUGUUUGCAUAUAAAAGGAUAGCGGUCACAAUUUUUCAUGUAUAUAUCAUAUAAUUUACAAUUCUUUUCUUUUUUAACAAUAUCAAAUUAAAAGCCAGAAUAACUGAGCAUAAAUAAUUCCCAUAUACUUUUCCAGCUUUGCCUACAAUUUGCAAUCCCCUUGACAAUUAUUCCACAAUUCCACUUCUUUUCCCAACUUGGAUUUGUUAACAGACCUUAUUGAGGAUAUUGCUUCUUAACCUAUACUGCCAUACAUUUUUUGCAAAUAUCUAUGUGCUUUCUAUAUUAAGCUAUUUUUUACAGUAUUUGUAUAUCUUGGUAACUAUAUGUAAAUGAAGAGGUAAAAUUGUCGACAGAGAUAGAAAAUUGUACCUUUUUAUGUCUGCAAGGUAGACUGUAGAAUUGUAAAUAUAGAUUUUAAACUUCUUUGCCUUGAAGUUUUGCAUUUUGUUAUAAAAUGCUGCCAGAUAAGAUUAAACAAUAUAUUCAGGGACAAAAUGCUGUAGGAUAUAUUUUUUAUUUAAAUGUAAGGUUUUUCAUUCAUUAUUGUACAUGAACAGUUAAUACUAAA
Molecule: messenger RNA, 8261 nt
Organism: Pelobates fuscus (common spadefoot toad)
Lineage: Eukaryota; Metazoa; Chordata; Amphibia; Anura; Pelobatidae
Gene: DOCK8
Product: dedicator of cytokinesis 8
Exons: 49
Coding region: 191-6466 (2091 amino acids)
Biological process (GO): positive regulation of GTPase activity; positive regulation of establishment of T cell polarity; positive regulation of T cell migration
Cellular component (GO): cell leading edge
Molecular function (GO): guanyl-nucleotide exchange factor activity
Source: RefSeq, a predicted model, not a curated record